AGGUCGCGGCGGACACCAAGGACAAAGAGGUGCUGUCGGCCGGCAAUAAGUCGCACGUGCCGGAGACUCCGAAAUCUGCCAACAACCCCCAGGCCAAAUCUGCUGGAACGGGUGAGCCUUCAUCUCUGGCGAGUUCCUGCAGCUCAUUUAUUCUGACGGUCGCUCAUCCUCGAUAUCACAGGUUGGGGUGCAGGGCGAGGCUGGUUUUGAUAUGACUUCCAGUACCGACAAAGCUACCGUUGUAACAGCAUGCGAACAGAAUGUGGAUGUAACUGUAACUGAGGGGGACAGUCGUGACACAGAGACAAAGGCUGACGCUGCAAAGGAAGCCAAAAAUGAGACGCCUACUCCUACUAAGACAUCCGAGAAGCCUGAAGAUAACCAAUCAUCCAAGGGCAACGAGGAUGAGAAAACCAAGCCAUCAAAAGGCGAUGACGAUCACGGCAAGGACGCGGAACAAGAGAAGCAAACUAAUGACGGCGAAGACCAGACUAAAAAUGCGGAUAAGGAAGAAUCUACUAAAGAUGGCGACGAUCAAUCUAAGGAUGCUGACUUGCUUGGUGUAUUCUCCGAUAGCGAGAGUAAAGGUGGAAAGGGUACCGGUGAGUCGUGGAGCAAGUUAACGUUGGUCCGCAGGCAAGUGAUUGAUGGUUUUUGUGACGCUCUUGUACAGGUGGUAAUCGGAGCAGGAAGAACAACCAAAACAACCGCGGCGGCAAGGGCAAAAAAAAUCAGAAUUGACUGGAUCAACCGAAGGGUGUGUCUGAUGAGUUUUAGAAGCGCUUUGGAUGGGCAACGGGUUCAGAAGGCUAUGUAUUCUCACAAACUGAUGCAAUGGAGAUCUGCAUGCGUUGUUCUUCGUUCAGUGAUUUGUGUGAGCUGUGCAUAGUAUGUAUAGUAGCGGUACUCCGCGUCUCCCGAUCCUGUUCCCCGUAACCUUCUUACCCCG
This is a messenger RNA of Pisolithus orientalis, 949 nucleotides long. RefSeq lists its product as uncharacterized. The record is from RefSeq and is a predicted model, not a curated record. Lineage: Eukaryota; Fungi; Basidiomycota; Agaricomycetes; Boletales; Pisolithaceae. The transcript has a single exon. The coding region runs from base 212 to 889 and encodes 225 amino acids.